CUUAAAAUUGCAUUUCACUAGUCAGCAUUGCAGUUUACAGCACAAGCAAGGACGAACUUGAAGCUCCUGCAAUGGAGGCGCCGCCAUUUUCGUUUUCUUCAUCGCAAUCCCUCGCAUUUCGAUCCUCGUCCUCUUCUUCUCUUCUAUUUCUACGUGCUAAUCUCAGAAGAAAUCGCCUCAACCUCAAAUCCCCCAGAAAUUUAUCAGUCCGCGCCUCCUCUAAUGGCGAUUCCGUUGUGACUCUUCUUGACUACGGCGCUGGAAAUGUCCGUAGUCUCCGCAAUGCAAUUCGCUACCUCGGCUUCGACAUCAAAGAUGUACAAACUCCAGAAGACAUAGUGAACGCAAAUAGACUGAUAUUUCCUGGGGUGGGGGCUUUUGCUGCGGCCAUGGAUGUGCUGACCAAGAAAGGAUUGGUUGAAGCACUCUGUGCUUAUAUUGAGAAAGAUAGGCCAUUCCUAGGCAUAUGCCUUGGACUUCAGCUACUUUUCGAGUCCAGUGAGGAGAACGGACCAGUAAAUGGUCUCGGCUUGAUUCCGGGUGUGGUUCAGCGUUUCGAUUCAUCAAAUGGUUUCAGAGUUCCCCAUAUUGGAUGGAACGCUCUGCAGAUAAGGAAAGACUCUGAAAUAUUGAAUGAUGUUGGAGACUACCACGUCUAUUUUGUUCACUCUUACAGAGCCAUGCCUUCAGAUAAAAACAAAGAUUGGAUAUCAUCGACCUGCAACUAUGGCGACAAUUUCAUAGCAUCUGUUAGAAGGGGAAAUGUGCAUGCAGUACAAUUCCAUCCAGAAAAGAGUGGAGAUGUUGGUCUUUCUGUAUUAAGACGAUUUUUGAAACCAAAGUCACCCAUGGCAAAGAAGCUUCCUGAAGGAAAGGCUUCGAAACUUGCAAAAAGGGUAAUUGCUUGUCUGGAUGUGAGGACGAAUGACAAAGGAGAUCUUGUUGUCACCAAAGGAGACCAAUAUGAUGUGAGAGAGCAUACAAAAGAGAAUGAGGUGAGAAACCUGGGCAAGCCGGUUGAGCUUGCUGGACAAUAUUACAAAGAUGGCGCUGAUGAGGUCACUUUCCUGAAUAUUACUGGUUUCCGCGACUUCCCAUUGGGCGACUUGCCAAUGUUGCAGGUAUUGAGAUACACAUCAGAAAAUGUUUUUGUCCCACUAACAGUUGGAGGAGGAAUUAGAGAUUUUACAGACGUAAAUGGGAGGCACCAUUCUAGCUUGGAAGUUGCUUCAGAAUACUUUAGAUCUGGAGCUGAUAAGAUUUCCAUCGGAAGUGAUGCUGUUUAUGCUGCAGAGGAGUAUUUAAGAACUGGAGUAAAAACUGGAAAGAGCAGUUUAGAGCAGAUUUCUAAAGUUUAUGGAAAUCAGGCAGUGGUUGUGAGCAUUGACCCUCGCAGAGUGUACGUUAAAGAGCCCAAUGAUGUGGAGUUCAAGACUGUAAGAGUAAAGAACCUAGGUCCAAAUGGUGAAGAAUUCGCAUGGUACCAGUGUACAGUAAGUGGUGGGCGAGAAGGUCGACCAAUUGGAGCUUAUGAGCUUGCACAAGCAGUGGAGGAGCUUGGAGCUGGAGAAAUACUGCUAAACUGCAUUGAUUGCGAUGGUCAAGAUGCCUUCCUUCGUCCUUCAGACGUUUCUGUUACAUGGCAAGGAAAUGGAUUCGAUAUAGAAUUAGUAAAGUUAAUAUCAGAUGCUGUGAGCAUCCCUGUGAUCGCUAGCAGCGGUGCCGGCGCUGUUGAACACUUUUCAGAGGUAUUCAACAACACAAGCGCGUCUGCCGCCCUCGCUGCCGGCAUUUUCCAUCGGAAGGAGGUGCCUAUUCAGUCUGUGAAAGAGCAUUUGUUGAACAAAGGCAUAGAAGUCAGAAUCUAAUCAUUUCAUUGCUGAUAAAAGCUUCAUGACGUGGGCUAUAGAGCGUCUGUUUCCACCAAUUGUCCUUGCUGUAGCAGAAAAGAAAAGAAAAAUGAAAAACGACGAGUCCUAGUUUUGUUCAGCUCCUUUUGUCGUCAUCUGUAAGACCAGAAUGAAGUCUGCUAUUUGUCGUCCUUCAUAGUUCUGGACAUGAUAUUCCUGAAAUGCAUAGUUUUUUUUCCCCCCUUUUAAUAAAUAACAGUUCAGAGUG
Morus notabilis is the source of this 2118-nucleotide messenger RNA. Its product is annotated as imidazole glycerol phosphate synthase hisHF, chloroplastic. The transcript is spliced from 20 exons. Gene Ontology annotation, molecular function: imidazoleglycerol-phosphate synthase activity; oxo-acid-lyase activity. NCBI's taxonomy places the organism in Eukaryota, Viridiplantae, Streptophyta, Magnoliopsida, Rosales, Moraceae. Gene Ontology annotation, biological process: L-histidine biosynthetic process. The record is from RefSeq and is a predicted model, not a curated record. Bases 72 to 1868 code for a protein of 598 amino acids.